Messenger RNA from Fopius arisanus, 508 nucleotides. RefSeq lists its product as uncharacterized. The transcript is spliced from 3 exons. The coding region runs from base 173 to 508 and encodes 111 amino acids. The record is from RefSeq and is a predicted model, not a curated record. Lineage: Eukaryota; Metazoa; Arthropoda; Insecta; Hymenoptera; Braconidae.
CACUCCACACGACAGCUGCUAUGGUUCCUGUGUUGUCGCCAUGUUCAUUUCGGAGCAUAAUGAAGCGUGCUCCAUUGCAUUUUUGGAGUAAAUAACUAUUCGAUUUCCAUCAUUUAUACAAUAUCCACGAUCAUUAAAUCAUUAUAUUUCUUAAGAAAUUCGUAGUCUUUAAAUGAGAAUGGAACGAGUUUCGGAAAAGUUGGCUGUCGCAAGGAAAGAAUCAAGUCACGUCUCAUUCACUCGAUAUUCCACGUGUCGGUUAACAUUCUUAUAUUUUCUUGGUAAUUUCUUCGAUAACUCUAUGGCAGAUGAAAGAAAGAUGAUGGCUAAUCCUCAGAAGAAUUUGAAGGCUCAAAUCCUGCACGAAUAUACGUCGAAUAAAACUCUACCACUGGAGGGAAUUCCGAGGACCAUGAGCCAGAAUUGCUGUUUUUGGAUCGAUUUCGUGAAAAUCAGAAUGCUGAUGAUGAACGGGAAAAAAAGAGACGAAAAUUAUUUCAAAUUUUGA